This is a messenger RNA of Chrysoperla carnea, 1481 nucleotides long. RefSeq names its product homeotic protein distal-less-like. NCBI's taxonomy places the organism in Eukaryota, Metazoa, Arthropoda, Insecta, Neuroptera, Chrysopidae. Gene Ontology annotation, molecular function: DNA-binding transcription factor activity, RNA polymerase II-specific; RNA polymerase II cis-regulatory region sequence-specific DNA binding. The transcript is spliced from 5 exons. The record is from RefSeq and is a predicted model, not a curated record. Gene Ontology annotation, biological process: regulation of transcription by RNA polymerase II. The coding region runs from base 250 to 1452 and encodes 400 amino acids.
UGUAUAUGGAUUUGUGACUUAAAAUUUUAUUUUUAAUAAGUGAUGCGUAUUAACAAUUUUAGUGCGAAUAAGCUUACAACAAGAAAUAAUUGAAAAGAAGAAAUAAAAGAAAAUUUUGAGUGUUUCACUGCUUGAAAAUUUAUAGAUCAAAUUAGAACACUGGAACAAAAACCGUUCACAACGUUAAACUUUACGGAUCUAGAAUCCCCGUUUGGGGAUACGAGUGAGGAUCCGCCGUCGACACCACAAAUGUCGGGUGAACCACCGGAUCAUCAAGGCCAUCAUAUUGGCCCACCGACGCCACAUGAUUCGAGUACAAAUACACCGGUUUCGAAAUCAGCGUUUAUUGAAUUACAACAUCAUGGUUAUGGACCGUUACGAACGUCCGGAUAUCAGCAUCAUUUUACACCGCCGAAUGGUGGAAAUGGGAAUUUAUCUGGGGGCCAUGAUGCUUUUUCGGGAGCACGUGGAGCAUUGGCGUACACAUUUCCUGGCAUGCAUCAAAAUUCUUAUUCGAGUUAUCAUUUAGGCAGCUAUGCGAAUUGCCCACCGUCACCUAAAGAGGACGAUAAAUGUGCAUUGGGUUUAGAUCGUAUCGGCAGUGGCGGUGGUGGUUUAGGCAGUGGCGGUGGGUUAGGUGGUACAGGGGGUAGUAGUAAGGGGAAAAAGAUGCGAAAACCUCGUACGAUAUAUUCAAGUUUGCAGUUGCAGCAAUUGAAUAGACGUUUUCAACGUACACAAUAUUUAGCAUUACCUGAACGUGCUGAAUUAGCAGCAAGUCUAGGACUUACACAAACUCAGGUUAAAAUAUGGUUUCAAAAUAGAAGAAGUAAAUACAAGAAAAUGAUGAAAGCAGCACAACAAGUUCCUGGUGGUUCAAAUAAUAAUGGAUCUGGGGGAGGUGUUCCUAAUCAUGGAUCCGGUCUUAUGAGUACGCCUGGUGGUUUACCGUCUGGUAGUCCGGGUCCAGGACAAAUGCUACCUGGUGGUGGCAGUUCGAAUAGUUCCCCGUCCAAUAAUGCCAAUUACAUGAUGAACUCCCCAACACCAAGUUCGACGCCUGGCAGUGAUAUUAGUGGUACACCAUUAUCGUCCCAUGGUGGUGGCGGUGGUGGAAUGCAAUCCCAACAUCAUAUACCAUCGCUUCAACAGAGUCUUGGUGGUGGACCUGGUGGUGGUCCAGGCGGUGGUGGACCUGGAAGUACCGGUACACCUCCACCUCCACAUUCACAUCAUGGUGCAUGGCAAGAUUUAAAACCCCCGCCAUCGCAUCAUAUACCCCCGUUACAUGCACAUGCGCAUUCACAGGGUGGUGGAGGCGGUGGUGGCGGUGGUGUACAUGGUUUACAAGGUCAAACAACACAUCAUCCUGGAUAUUUACCACAAUAUUCAUGGUAUGCUGGUGAUAAUCCUGCACCAGCUAGUUUAUUAACAGUAUGGCCUGCUGUUUAACAGUGUUAAACAAUUUAAUUAAAUUAAAC